Molecule: messenger RNA, 1140 nt
Organism: Necator americanus (New World hookworm)
Lineage: Eukaryota; Metazoa; Nematoda; Chromadorea; Rhabditida; Ancylostomatidae
Exons: 3
Coding region: 1-1140 (379 amino acids)
Source: RefSeq, a predicted model, not a curated record
AUGCAGAAGAUCGAGCAACAACUCCUACGUAUGGCAUUGAAGGCAAAACAGGAUCACAUGUUCUCUUUGCUUAAGAAGUGUGUGUAUAAAGAACAUUGUUGUGAACGUUUUGUGCCGGAACGCAUUUGGAGGAGAAUAGUGGGAAAAGUUCAGACGAUUAGUAGACCAUCAGCAACAUCAGAUGCUGGCGCGCUUUCCGUUUUGGAUCUCGGCCCUAGUUUCGCGCCUGUGCAAUCAAUAAGUCCGGAGGUAUCACGCAAGGUUGUGGGCGGCCUCCAAUUGGUUCAUGAUAGGUUGCGACUGAGAGCAAAAGAAGAAGAGCGAAGGCAAGAGAACAGAAUAGCUGAGCGAGUAUCCUUACCCGCCAUACCUUUCCCGCGUAUGAUGUAUAAACCACCUGAACCCAACCCCACGGUAGACAACAAGUUUCGAGUGUUCGCAACAUCAGUGUACUCCGUUUUGGAGCGUUUCUCGAUAAAACACGUAAAUUUCAAUCUCUCUGCCGCGCAACGCCGAGGCCUACGUGAGAUUCGCAGUCUUAUUACAGCUGGAGAGAUCAAGGUCUCCGUUAGUGAGAAUGGAGGCGAAUUUGUUGUUCUAUCACGUGAACUAGACAAGGCGAUAACGAGACAACAUCUUGAGGAUGACAGUCUAUAUGUCCCAUCCUCCGCCAAUGAGUUCAGAAAGCAAUGUCGCCGCCUAAACAGGGUUUGGGUAGAAACAGCUGGAACAGCAGGGCUCCCAAAAAACUUUAUUACGCGUCUCAAGAACGACUUACCUGCAUGUUCAGUCCUAUACACGCUAAUCAAAACUCGCAAGCUCUCUGAAAAUGGCCUCACUUCGAACGAUCCACGUGACUUUAAAGUGAGACCUAUCAUUAGUGGUAUCGGAGGCCCCACGGAUAGGAUUUCCUGGCUGCUCAACAUAAUCCUAAAUCAGCUGCUCAAAUAUGUCCCUGCCCACCUCAGCAGUUCUAGCAACUUCCUAAAACAUCUCCGCAGUACCUCGUUUGAGAGUGAAUGUGUAGUAGAGACCUUUGACGUUACGUCACUCUAUACGAACGUUUCAAACGAUGUAGCGAUGCAGGCUGUUAACGAACUGCUCACACAGCGCCAGGCUUUAUUGAACAUGUAUGGAUAA